Messenger RNA from Ostrinia nubilalis (European corn borer), 4249 nucleotides. It is a transcript of the gene Nelf-A, whose product is annotated as negative elongation factor A. NCBI's taxonomy places the organism in Eukaryota, Metazoa, Arthropoda, Insecta, Lepidoptera, Crambidae. Gene Ontology annotation, cellular component: NELF complex. Gene Ontology annotation, biological process: negative regulation of transcription elongation by RNA polymerase II. The record is from RefSeq and is a predicted model, not a curated record. The transcript has 10 exons. Bases 1 to 1650 code for a protein of 549 amino acids.
AUGGCGAACGUGCGGGAUAGUGACACAUCUUUGUGGCUCCACAAUAAACUCGGUACAUCGAAUGAUUCGUGGACCAGUGGCUCAAUUUGUACACAGUUAAACGCUGAAGUUCUGAAGAAUAUCAAGGAUUGUUUUCCAGACCUGCAAACACAAGUGAAAUUGAAAUUAUUGCUAAGUUUCUUUCAUAUCCCGCGCAGAAAUGUUGAAGAGUGGCGAAAUGAACUCGAAGAGAUUAUCGAAGUGGCAGCGGUGGACUCAGACUUAUGGGUGGCGAUGCUGGCCGAGGUCCUCAAGACGUUUCCCUCAGCGGGCACCCUCAACACCGAGAUAGCAGAGUUCGACGAGACCAGGCCCAUCUUCAGCGAUAUGAUCGGAGAGCUGAGACGGGCGCUAGCCAAACACUCUGACCUUGGACUGCUACCUCUUGAGUGCCUAUAUUUGAAUAAGAAUGCUUUAGUUUCUGUAGUGGGCCAGCAACCCAACGCAGUGAAACACUUCACCCUGAAACGGAAGCCCAAGUCCGUGGCUCUCCGCAGCGAGCUCUUAGCCAAGGCUACCGAGGCCCAGGCCAACCAGAAGAAGGCGCAGGCGCCUACAGUGCCCGUCCGUAGCCGCGGCAUGCCUAGGAAGAUGACUGACACCACGCCGCUCAAAGGCCUGCCGUCCCGCUGGGCGGGCCGCGGGGGCGGCGGGGCGGGGCGGCCCCUCCCCGCUGUCCCGCGGCCCCCUCCCCGCGCGGGCAUCAAGCUGCUUGAUAUUACGGAGCAGCCAGCGACACAUGCUCAGAUCAAGAAGCGCAGGAAGCUUGAAAUGGAAGAAGGCGCAAAGAAAGCCCAGCCCGCGGCGCCCGCGUCGCCGCCGCCGCCUGACUUCGCCAAGGGCCUGUUACCAGCCAAGACGGAACCAGAACCAGCCGCGGCGAGUGCGAGCGAACCGACGGCAGCGACAGAGGCGGCGCCCGAGCCCGCGCCGGAGUCCGAGCCAGCGCCGCCCGCGCCCGACCGUCCGCCGCCGCUCACCAGCCCGCUACUCGUACAGGGCACGGGAGCGAAACCAAUCGUCCUGGGUCAACAGCCGAAGCUUCUAAUAGCGGGGCAGGCGGGCAAGCCGCUGCUGCUGUCAGCUCAGAACCUGCUCAACACCUCCGCCGUCAUCCUGCAGCCGGGCGGCAAGGCCGUGCUGCUGCAGAACAUCAAGCCGGUGCAAGCCGAGCGACCGGCAGCGGCCGCGACUCACGCCACGCCCAGUCCACAGCUGCUCCCAAGACGGGGGCUCUCGCUCACGCGCGAGCAAAUGCUUGAAGCUCAGGAUAUGUUCCGGAACGCGAAUCGCGUCACGCGCCCCGAAAAAGCGCUUAUACUUGGCUUCAUGGCCGGCUCACGGGAUAACCCUUGUCCAAACCUAGGCAACAUAGUAACAAUAAAACUAUCAGAAAACAUAGAGAACGUUCUGCAAUCGGACGACACCUACCUCACAAUGCUCUCCGAAAUGCACUUCCAAAUGAACUACAACAACGGCCAGUGGACCCGGCUCAAGAAAUACCGGCACAUAGACGGAAUGGUGCCCCAAAAGAUACCACCCGGAUCUACGGUCAUAUCGGCGAAUAACCAGCAACCAGUUGUGUCUAUAGCUAACCAGAGCGUGAGUUAAGUCUUGAGUACAGUGUCGUAUUGUGGUUUUUCAAUUGCAUUAGAUAAUGUAACUUAAAACUAGACUUGCGAGCAAAAGUAUGGAAUCAUCCCAUUGUGUUUUGUCCCGAGCGAUCUUAAAAACUAAAUGACUAAAGUCCGGUCGCCGAGCAGAUAGAAUUUCGUCCAAUGACCCCAAGCUACCCAUCUUUAUCGCUCGCAUGUAAUUAUAUUGCUGUCGCGCUCGAACACUCACUGCGGCCGCCCGUCGCACAGUCGCGACAGCAAUAUAAUUAAUUACGUGCGGUCGCACAUAAGGAUGGGUAGCUUAGGGUCAUUGGAUGAAAUUCUAUCUGCUCGGCGACCGGACUUUAAUAGAAGAUAAAUAAAAAUGGUACAAUUUUAAAAGUAAUAUUUUAUACUUUAAAUUGAUACCAGUCAUUCAGUCCUUAUGAUCGCUCAGAAUAACAAAACACAAGGGGGUGAUUCCAUACUUUAGCUCGUAAGUAUAGAUGGCGCUAGUUUCUUUGUAGUUUUUAAAGUAUAGCGCUAGAUGGCGCUAUACGAGUAUUGCGCUGAAAAAGGUUUCGUUGUAAGUUACAUUGUCUAUGCUUCGUCUCAUCUCACACCACUGGGUUCGAAGACGUGUAAAGGACUGAGUUUUAAUAGUACGUAACUAAGGAAUAUGAAGUUUUCGAUUUUAUAACUGGCUUGAAUAGAUAAAAAGCAAGAUACUAGCUUUUUUUUCUUAUAAUGUAUAGAGAGAUUAAAAGGAGAGUACAGAAUGUACUGUUCUGUUCACCUGGUGAUAUAUCGAGAAUUGUAUUUUCAACUCAACAUUAAAUACAUCAUUGUUUUUUUGGAGCCACGAUCGGCGAUGAAGCACAUCAUGUUAGUACGUCUUUAUUUUGUUUAUAUACGAGCUACCACCGCUAUGAAUGCACGCUCUUUGUAAUACACAUAAGCUUUAAACUUGCUUUUUAGCAACAGGUAUUCUAAAAUAUCGUAGAGAAGCAUAAGAAAUAUUCAGUUACAUCAUUAGACAUUUUAAACCUACAAUAAUCGUAAAUGUUUGCCUAAACGAGAUUUGAAUUGCUAAAACAUUCUAAAUAACCUGGACUGAAUUCGCAAGGGACCAAAACAUUGUUUUUUGUUAGAGAAUAAUGCUUUUCAAACAUGCAUAAUAAUUUUUGAUCGGUAGAUGUUGUUGUUGAUGUUUAAAACAUCAGACAGAGAAUCGCAUAAGACUUUAAUGGAAUAACCUACUAAAAUAUCGCUACUGUGUGAUAAAUAAAAAUAUCGUAAGGCAGAUCAGUUAUUGGCGUUGCACGUAAAAUCAAUUGUUGGCAAUUCGCGAAAUCCAUUCUAUGUACCUAAUUGAAAGAGAAAGAAAAUAUUUUUAUUUAGUCCAAACAUCCUUAGACAUAAUUAGGACUUCUAUUUUUCUCCAAUGUUAUAUUUGGCAUUUACUAUUGAAUAGUCGAAUAUUUUUUUUUAAACCAAACAACCUUUAUCUUUAGACACUCCCCCAGGGCCACACAUAUAGCGAUAAACUGAAGAUUAACGCUGCUGCGAUGUAGCCAAGUAUUCUUCGGUGCUUCUUUUUGCAGUCGCAAAAGUCCGCUCCGUUGACAACGGACCGUUGUUGCCGGAAUAUAAUCACGAUGUGUGUGGCCCAGGGAUCAUAAGGAUAAAAUAUGUCAUAAUAAUGUCAAUUGUUCUUGGUAAAAUUAAUAUGAUACUUGGAAAAAUGUGGCGAAUGCAUUUCUUACUUUUGGCCAUCACCACUGGUCAUAGCCCAUAUCAGCAGCAUUCACGUGAUUAUUCUAAAAAAUAAAUCACAAUACGAGACUGUGGUGCGUAUUCUAAAUAACAAUGACUUAGGUAUUUACUAAUGUGGACAUGUAUUUUGUAGUGAAUCCUGCAAUAAGUACAAAUUCAUGUUAGUAACGAUAUUAUACCUUAUGCUAUUGCUUUUAAGCUCUGUAGUUGAUCUUGUAUAAAUGGUUUUUACUAAAUAACAGUAUACUUACAUAAUACAUAUUAUAUCGAAUCCUUUACAGUUCUGUAGCAUGCGUUUUUUUGGAAACUAUGUAAUAUGAUUAGUGUAAAUCUAUUUUUUUUCGUGAUUUACCUUGCCUUUAACAUAUAAGUUAUCUAGUAAAUUCGCAUGCAAUAAGAUUUUGGUUUUUCCCAUAUUGUCUUGUCUAUGUUUAAACAAACCGUACCCGUAUUAUUUUCUCUGAAGUUUUAAGUUGUAUAGUGAAAAUCAAUUCGAUAUUAUUAUCACCGGUUGAUUGAGAGAAUAUCUUUUAGUUGUUUUGUAUGGUUGUCAUUAUUAGUUUUUGUAAAUGCUUAUGGUUCAGCCAAACCAACGCGUGUAGCCUGCGUGCGCGAUGGCGAUCAGACGUCGUGUAUGAAUUUUCAGCAAUGCGUUCACAUCAACGCAUCCUAUCAUUCUUCUGUCGACAGCAACAAACCUACACAGUGUCAGCCCAAAACUCUGCUACAAGAGUGUCUGUCAGUAGCAUUAAUUAAAUCUUCCUGCGUGCAGUUAUUUGGGCACGCAGGGCGCGACAUUAUGUGCUUCAUCGACUGUGGAACUCAACCACAAUUGCACU